CAAAAAGGAAAAGAAAAGAAAAGAAAAGAAAGGCCUCGCUCGCGCCCACCCUUUCCUCUUGUCCGAACCUCUCAGCUAAGAAGGAGGAGAAGAAAGCGAGGAGGGGCGAGCGAUGGAGAAGAACGAGCAAGCGCCGGAAAGGGACCUCUACGCCCUGCUCCACGUCUCCCCUGACGCGUCCGACGAGGAGAUCCGCAAGGCCUACCGCCAAUGGGCCCAAAUCUACCACCCCGACAAGUACCAAGCCCCUCAGAUGAAGGAUAUUGCCACAGAAAAUUUUCAAAGGAUCCGUGAUGCAUAUGAGAUCUUAAGUGAUGAGAAUAAAAGACAAAUAUAUGAUAUCUACGGCAUGGAAGGGCUGAACUCAGGCUUGGAGCUUGGUCCGAGGUUGAAGAAGACGGAGGAAAUUAAGGAAGAAUUGGAAAGGUUAAAACGUCGCAAAGAAGAAGAGAGGGUCUUUGCCCAUGCUCGACCAACUGGUUCAAUUGUCGCCAAUUUUUCUUUGCCACGAUAUCUAAGUGGUCGUGGCAUCAUGAAAGGAAUGGCAAUGGUUAGUGAGGUUCAAUCACAGGUAUCCAAGCAUAACACCGUUGUCAUUGCUGGGAACUUGGGAGUCACUGAUAAUGCUGGAGCUGGUGCUGCAACAGCUUUGCUGCGGCACCAGGUGUCCCCAGUUGCUUCAAUAGAGUUCAUGGCAACAGCUGGUCUACGGUCUCUUAUUACAAUACAAACAUCUCGUCACAUUUCACUUCACUCAACAGCGACUGCUGGGUUAACAAUUUCUUUGAGAGAUGGAUCAGUCAAUCUUUCAAACACCUGGACACGUCAUCUAUCAGAAGCAACUGUUGGAAACAUACAACUUGUUUUAGGAACAGAAUCAAGUAUUGCUGUUGGGUGGCAAAAGCGAGAUGAAAAAACUUCUGCUGCUGGAGAAGUAAAGUUUGGAACAAGUUUUUUUGGCACAUCAGGCCAUUAUACUCAUCAUUUUUCUUCCAAGUCUCAUGGCAGAGUUGCUUGUAGGAUUGGAAGCACUGCUCUUGAGUUUGAAAUUGGGGGUGGAAGACGAAUAUCUAAUUUUAGUACCAUACGGAUGCUCUACAACAUAGGAAUUCAGGGAAUCUCUUGGAGGUUUGAGUUACAUCGUGGGGGCCAAAAGCUAAUAAUUCCAGUCUUGCUUUCCAGACAGCUGAACUCAUUAGUUGCAACCAGCGCACUGAUAAUACCUUCGUCACUUUAUUUUCUUCUGAAGACAUAUAUUGUGAAACCUUACUAUCUUAGACGGGAGCGACAAAAGGCACUUCAGAAUAUGGAGAAGUCGUCAGUUCAGGUUCGGGAAACAAGGGAGGCAGCUAAAAAGGCACAGAGGCUACUAGAAAAUGUAUCCAACAGGAAGAAAAAUAAACAAAUAGCAAAGGAUGGAUUGGUUAUUACAAGAGCCAUAUAUGGAAACCUUAAAGCUAUUAGAGUAGCCAAUGAGCAUGGUGAGGUGAAUGAUGAUGUGGCUUCACAAGUCCUAGAUGUAACAUUACCAUUGAACUUUUUGGUGACUGAGGCUGGACAGCUUAAGCUCCAUGAGGGCAUAAAGAAGUCAGGCAUAAUGGGUUUCUGUGAUCCCUGCCCUGACCAGCCUAAGCAGUUACUAGUGGAGUACACAUUCGGUGGCCACAGAUGCCAGGUGGUGGUUGACGACUUUGAUGAGUUGCUAAUCCCGCAAGCGAUGCAUCAAUUUUAAAUACUGUUGAUUAAGAAGUAAAAGAGGUGCUGCAAACAAUUUUGCAUGCUUUGUCAUGCUCUGAGGUGCUGUGCUUUGCGAAAUUUUAUUUCAUGAAUACCGUGCCAUUUUUGUAUGUCAAAAAAUUGUCACUUUAUUGUUGUCGAUGCUCAUAAUGAAGCAAAACAGGGCAUCCUUUUUGUACAAUAGUUGAUGGACAUCCUUUGUGUAUUGCAAGAUCAAAUGAUAAUUCACAAACUUGUGUCACGCAUAUGGUUUAGCUCAAGCUAGUCUAUCCUUUUUGUA
This is a messenger RNA of Elaeis guineensis (African oil palm), 2017 nucleotides long. Its product is annotated as chaperone protein dnaJ 13. Lineage: Eukaryota; Viridiplantae; Streptophyta; Magnoliopsida; Arecales; Arecaceae. The record is from RefSeq and is a predicted model, not a curated record.